GAUGUGUAACCCUUUUUCCCAACGUGCUGGAACUCGUUUCCACGCCCGUCCCAGCCCACAAUCGCUCCUGAGAGAGGGAAGGGCGGGAAAUACCUGGGAGGAAGACGGAACAGCGUCCCGACUUGAAGCUCUCAGCACUUUUUCCCAACAGACCCGGGCGGUUUAAUAGCAGUCGAGCGGCGGGAAAAGCUCGGGGGAUCCUCGCUCGCCGGGACUCAGCGAACACCAUCCAGAUGUCUUGUCAAAUUUUGCCAUAAUCCCUUGCUUUUGGAUGAACUGAUUGGACUGAGGCGAGUUGAAAUUUGAAAUAGCUGAUAUAUUCCAUAGUGUAUGCAUGGAGGUUUAAGAAGUCUUUGAUCCAAAAUAACUCUGAAAAUGGAAACCUCAUCUUUGCUGUCAUCUUUACAUGAUGAAUGCAGAUCCGACAACUACCUUGAGCCUCACUACAAGGAAUGUUACAGACUUGCCAUUGAUGUGUUAAUUGAAAAUGGUUCAGAGGCUUACCAAGAAUUUCUUGCUAAGGAAAGAUGUUCUGAGUUUCUGGCAGAAGAUGAGAUUAAUUAUAUAUUAAACACUGUUCAGAAAAUCCCCCCAAACAUGGUUUAUGCUACUGACAACAAUGUUGAUGAUGCCUCUUCCUCAGGAACAUACUGGCCUAUGGAAUCCGAUGUAGAAGCACCUAAUCUUGACUUGGGUUGGCCUUACGUAAUGCCUGGAAUUUCUGGUGGUACAAAUAUUGAACUUCUUUUCCACCCACCACGAAUACAACCUUUUACAAUAAAAGAAACUAUUAGGAAGAUGAUCAAAGAAGCAAGAAAGGUUAUUGCCAUAGUUAUGGAUAUAUUUACAGAUGUAGAUAUUUUCAAAGAAAUUGUAGAAGCAUCCACCAGAGGAAUUUCAGUCUAUCUUCUGCUAGACGAAUCAAACUUCAGCCAUUUUCUUAAGAUGACAGAGAAGCAAGGUUGCCAAGUCCAAAGGCUCAGGAACAUGAGAGUACGUACUGUAAAAGGACAAGAUUAUUUCUCCAAGUCAGGGGCAAAAUUUCAUGGAAAAAUGGAGCAAAAGUUUCUUCUUGUUGACUGUAAGAAAGUUAUGUAUGGUACCUACAGCUUUAUGUGGUCAUUUGAAAAAGCCAAUCUCAGUAUGGUCCAGAUAAUCACAGGACAGCUUGUUGAAUCAUUUGAUGAAGAAUUUAGGACACUGUAUGCCCGUUCUUCUGUUCCCAGUUCAUUUGCUCCAGAAUUAGUUAGAAUCAAUAGCUGCCGAGCACUCUGGGAAAAUGAAGCCUAUCAGCACUCACGUUCUUCUUUAGCUUCUAUUUCCAGUCAGCGUAACCUUUCUGGGUGGCAAGACAAAAUUCAUAAUUUAGAUCCCACCAUUCUGAACACACGACAUACUGCUAGGUAUGGAAUAAAUGAAAACGACCAGUUCAAUCCUAGAAAUCAUCUACUUCACAAACCCCCAUUUGCUCCAGGUUUCCAUAUGCAGAAUAGAAUACAGCAAUAUCAGCCCAAUGAUGUAAAUGAACAUUGGAAAAGGCACAGUUAUGCAGGGGAGAAGCCAGAAAGGACUCCUUAUUUGAUGCUCAAUAGAACAACUAAUAGAGCAAAUAAUCCGUCAAAUCUUUGGAAAGUACCCUCCGAUAGCCUCAGUAUUGUAUCUUCAUUGCACGGGAGCCAUAUCAAUCACAAGGUGCCUCAACAGAGCUUAGCUGACCGAUUUCCACCGCCAAAGCUCAAUAUCGCGGACAGGAACUCAAUUGUACGGAGAUCUUUCAACGGCACUGACAGCCAUAUCCGUUUUCUCCAACAGAGAAUGCCAACCCUUGAGCGCACCACAAAAUCUUUCCUACGCAACUGGCGCAUUGAAUCAUAUUUAAACGAUCAGUCAGAUUUCCCGGCAGAUUCAAACGGUUCAGGGUUAGGAGAUAGGGCCGAGAGUUAUGAUGCAGCAGAUAAUAUCAAAGCCCAUGCCCUUUAUGCCCAUUCUCGGCUUCGCUCCUCGUUUGUUUUCAAGCCCACAUUGCCAGAACAGAAAGAAGUAAACAGCUGUGCAAGUUCUUCCAAUUCAACAAUCAUUGGUUCGGAGGGCAGUGAAACCCCUAAAGCAACCCCCAAUCAUAUCCUUAAACAGAAAGAUGAAACUGAUGGCACUAAGGCCGAACCAAGCCCUAACAUCCCGCUGGAGCCUGAUAUAGUAAAAAACCAUACCUUGCAGAUUUCAGAAGAUAUAAAGCCAAGUGCAGCAUUACCUGUGGCGAAGGAGAAACCUCCUUAUAUGUAUUCAUCUCUAAACAGAAGCAAGCCAGGAGAAUUUCGAAAGAAUCAUCAAAAUGAAAAUAUAUUGAAAAGGCGAAGUUUUCCUAUAUUCGAUCAUUCAAAUUCUAUUAUGGAUCAUGGUGACAGCAAAGAGGCAUCCAGUUAUAUUUACAGUACAUUAAAUAGGAAUAGAUUUAAGCAUCCAAAGCCACCUCUGGAAGAUAGCUGUAAAAAUUCGAAAAGCUUGCACAGUAUGGCAAAUCAUGUAUCAGAUAAGGAUAAAAACCACGAAGUUGAACCAAAGGAGUCACCUACUGCCAAGGCUGUUUCUAUAGCACUAGUUGAAUCUAGCAAAGAAGAGCCUAAUAAAGAUGCCUCAUCAAAGAAAGAAAAUAAGAAUUCCCCAAACUUCCUGAAAAAGGGAUCACAGAAACUAAGGUCUUUGUUAAACCUUACACCAGAAAAGAAGGAAAAUUUGUCCAAAAACAAAACUCCUGCUUUUUAUAGAAUGUGUAGCAGUUCUGACACUUUGACAUCAGAAUGUGAUGAAAAUCAAAAACCCAAAACCUCUGAAACGAAGAUGGAUUGUUCUCCAAGAAGGAAAAGAACCUCUUCAUCAAAUUCACAAGGGAGCCUACAUAAGAGUAAAGAAGAUAUUGCCAUCAGGCCUAAAUCACCCAAAUCUCCUAAACCUCCCAAGUCUCCCAAGCCCCCCAAAUCUCCCAGACCUCCAAAAGCUCCAUCCGAUGACAAUGCUAAAAGAGGGCCUACCGUGAAACCCUUGGAAAGCAUCCUGUUAGAAGUACCUCCUGGUGACCCAUCAGCCCCCAGAUUUAAUACAGAACAAAUUCAGUACCAAGAUGUUAGAGAGUUGCGUGCCAAUGCAAACCGUGAGCGAGUAGCCCAGCCUGCUCCACAAGCAAUCCCUCCACAAAGGAUGGGUGGCCCAAGCUCUCGCUUGCCCAGCCCAAAGCCUCACGAGGAGCUCAUAAGGCCUCGCUUCACUGAAAGGCGGGUUUACAGUCGCUUUGAACCAUUCUGCAAAAUGGAAAACUCGGCUCAGCCAAUGAGCAACGCAACCAAAGCCAGCGGUCAUUUGCCAGAGGGAAAUAGCAAGACCACCCAUAAUAAUUAUGGAAGGAGCAAUCAAGUGCUUACUUACAAUCCUGGUUUAUACCACCCAUUGCAUCCAAAUGAAAACAAAUUUAGAGGAAUUAUGCAAAAGUUUGGGAAUUUUUUGUAUAAAAACAAGUGAAACCUGUUUGUGGGGGUCUUCUAAAAACCUUUCAGUGUUGUAAAUACCUAACAAAUUAGACUGAUGGGCAGCUUUCAUAAAGCUUAAUGGUAUAGUUAUUGCAGAACACUGCCAUAUAUGUAUAUAAUAAGCAUUCCAAAACAUUGGCUGGAUGGAAGUUUUGGAAUUGGGUUUUUAUGUAUUUGUACAUUAAAUUUGAGAUUUGCUCAAAUUCACUUUGAUGCUUCAUAUUUUAAAAAUAAUAAUAAAAAAUAUGACAUAACAAGCCAAAGAAAACAUUUGAACUCCAGUCACAAAAAGACCAUUUAUUUCACAAUAUUUCUCCCUUUUUCAUAAUAAAUCCUCAUUUGUUACUCAUCA
This is a messenger RNA of Pantherophis guttatus, 3873 nucleotides long. It is a transcript of the gene SACK1B, whose product is annotated as scaffolding CK1 anchoring protein B. NCBI's taxonomy places the organism in Eukaryota, Metazoa, Chordata, Lepidosauria, Squamata, Colubridae. Gene Ontology annotation, biological process: signal transduction. Gene Ontology annotation, cellular component: cytoplasm; membrane. The record is from RefSeq and is a predicted model, not a curated record. Gene Ontology annotation, molecular function: protein kinase binding.